UGCUCAAUGCGACAAUUAUUUCCUAUUUCUCAGACAUUUGUCAAAGUAUGGGGACCUAUUUGCAUUUCWCCAUUUCCAUUCUACUGACUUUUAUCCAUCAAGCAGAGUCCAGCUCUGUGUUUGUGCUGAAGGGACAGGACGUUCGUCUGGAUGUCCAGGAAAAUGUUCAACUGAAAGAUUUUGAGCAUUUUAAGUGGACCUUCGGAUCAGCUAAUAUUGUAAGAUGCACUGACACAUUGUCAGUGAGAGUGUCUCCUGAGUACAACAACAGMGUUGAGUUUUAUAAGGGAAACUUCUCUCUGCUACUGAAGAACCUACAGGAAGGAGACAGUGGACCUUAUACUGCAGUAGUGAGUGGUGACAAAGAAAAAACUAUUAUUGCAUACCAGUUAAUUUUCCAAGAGAGAGUUGAGCCUCCAGUCCUGACAGUGGACUCUAACUCCUCCAUCAAUGGCACCUGUAAUGUGACUGUGACCUGCAGAGGUCAGAACAGCUCUGUCACCUCCCGCUGUAACAGCCGCACCUGCUCUCAGGUGGGAGGAGAGAGUAGAGGGGCUGAGACCUCCACUGUCCCCCUGCUCUCUGUCUAUUUGGCAGGUGGUUCCAUCAUCUGUAACCACAGCAACCAAGUCAGCUGGGCCAGUGAGUCCAAGGAGAUAGUGGAACUCUGUCCAAUGAAAUCUUACAAAGGCGAGAAGGCGAACUACAACUAUGCUCUCACAGUCGGGACACCUGUCUGCGUAGUUGGAUUCAUUGCCCUGAUUGGUUUUGUUGUUUGUCGAAAGCAAAACAAACGUUGCAAAAGGGAAAUCAGAAACACAGAUUAUCCUACAGUUGGGACUCCAGAGAACGGCCAAGCAGGUGGUGAAGAGCAGGUGUCUCCAGGUCCAGGCCCAACAUCACCCACCAUCUACAGUAUGGUGGGACUACCCCAACUCCAGCCUGUGAACAACCAGCCUGUGGACCUCCCCAUGACUACCAAGUCCCCCGUGACCUCCAUGCCCGAGAGUUUAUAUGCUAUGGUGGGGAAAAAAACUAGCAAACAAUAAUAAGGAAUUUGAACAUCAUCUUAGGCCGGGAUUCUAUUCAAUUCUUUAAAAGGCAAUGUUCCCAUGUUCGAGUAGACCUAAUAAAAUAAAAUAAGAAUGGUCACAUGCUUUGAAAACAAAAGGUUUAGACUAACAGUGAAAUGCUUACUUACGGGCCCUUCCCAACAAUGCAGAGAUAAAGAAAAUAGAGAUCUAACAGAAAAGUAAUAAAACUAUUAAUUAAUAAAUAAUAAAACACCAUGAGUAAAGAUAACUAUAUACCUGGGGUACCCAGUCAAUGUGCAGGUGUACAAGGUAAUUGAGGUAGACAUGUACAUAUAACUAGGAAUGAAGUGACAGACAAUAAACAGUAGCAGCGUGUUUGAGUCAAAAAAAGUGUGUGCAAAAAAGGGUCAAUGUAAAUAGUCAUGGUAGCUAUUUGGUGACUGUUUGACUAACUAUUUAGCAGUCUUAUGACUUAGGGUAGAAGCUGUUCAUGGUCCUGUUGGUUCCAGAC
Molecule: messenger RNA, 1545 nt
Organism: Salvelinus sp. IW2-2015
Lineage: Eukaryota; Metazoa; Chordata; Actinopteri; Salmoniformes; Salmonidae
Product: natural killer cell receptor 2B4-like
Source: RefSeq, a predicted model, not a curated record